AUGGUAUAUAAGCCGCAAGGCGAACGGUUGGAUAACCUCAACGCAAUGGUUCGCGGCUACCUUCUAGUUUUCCUGCUGACAAUUCCGGGAUUUUCUCAUGAAGAAGUGAAUAGAUGCUCUCAGCUGGGCGAUAAUGCUCUUGGCGUCUCCGAAAGAGAUCAGUUUAUCGCGGCUAUGGAUCCUGGCGGAUAUGACUGUUCUUUUGAAGCACUCGCCAAACUGAUAAUGAAGAGCUCCAAAGAUGCGCAAGGCAUACCAUAUGAACUCGACCUCAAGGGUCGUCCUUUUGAAAUGGACAUAGAGCCGGAUUCAGAAUGCGAUAACGCGUAUGUAAUCAGAAGUGCUCUAUUGAUCUGGAAGAAAAUGCCAGGCUUAAAACCUUGGGAUAGGUUCGGAUGCAACCUUCACAGAAAAGCUAACAAAUGCAAGGCCUUUUGCGUUUAUGAGGAGAAGACAAAGACGUUUUAA
Messenger RNA from Strongylus vulgaris, 468 nucleotides. The record is from the annotation of a GenBank genome assembly. Lineage: Eukaryota; Metazoa; Nematoda; Chromadorea; Rhabditida; Strongylidae.